GUACCAGUUGAAGUGCAGCCUCAGGGUCAAGCAGGCCAUUGCUGGCAAACACCAUCGACAGCAGAGCUAUCCUCAACAACUCGACAGGCCAGAUCUCUCUCACUUAGUCCUUGUCAUCUCGAUACCGCAUUUUGCGAGACAGCGGUGACGCCUGGAAUCCGCGUCCAAACCUUAUACCUCCUCGACAGAUAGAUCAGAGAUCCCCAGCAUGCGUUCGUGAAGGGAGGAGCACGUACAAGACAAGUGAUUACCUGUAUAUCGCGUCGUUCGAUUCAGAAAUCCGAGAAGGGGAAUCAAUUCGGGAAUCCAACAAAGGCUACUAGCUUCUGCGGUGUAUCUGGAAGGCGAAUUCUCCCAGACCUGCCAGGACGACCUCGACCUGCGCAUUCAGAAAGGGUCAUGCCGACGACGACAGAGCCUGUCUACUCUGCGAGUUCGCCGCCCUUUAUUUUCGACUCGGACAUGUCUGGACGACUCGAGUCGGACCCCGACUUUGAGUUCUUCGAUACCAGCCCCGAGAGUGUUAGCAGUCCUGGCUUUUUCCUAGCGGAGGACGUAGCGACAGACGGUUCACACUUCCUCACGAAUUUCGGUACUCCCAAUCCUGCGAACCAGAAAAGCCCUCUCCCAAAUCACAGCUCUCUGCUGGAUACGAGGGUGCAGCAGACGCUCUCUGCGCCUUCGACUGUGUCUCCAGCCGGAUCAUAUCGAGAUUCGUCCUCGGAAUCAUCUGGAUACAAGCGCAAAUCUAGCUCUGACUCUUCGCGGUCCGCGCUGACUUCAGCCGACAUCAUGAUGGCGGAUGCAGAUAUGGGGGACUGGAAGGUGGAAGACUCUAUCCUUGGAAAUGAUGCAUCAAAUUAUGGCGGAUUUGAAGGGACCAUCAACCCUGCAGAUAUGACGAACUUCGAAUUCAGCGACAAGACUAUGGAGAACGAUUUUGAUUUUGAGAGUGCUGCGAGCAACCCCAGUCCGUUUGGAAUAGGACCGGUAGACUCUCCAGAAAUGCCAAUUAUAAAGCAGGAUACGCCGAGGAGACAUUCUCCAUUGAUCAAAUCAAAAUUUAUGCAUCAUGACAAGAGGAACUCUCAACAUUCGGUUACCCAGUCCAUGAACGGCCUGACAACUGCAGGCUCCAGGGAAGCUUCCCCGCUUUCAGCGAUGGUUACGAGCCAGGAGUCUUCGCCCUCGGCCUUCUUCAACAACUCCCCUUCUCCAGGCAAUAAUGUGGAUUUCAUGAAUACACAAAUGCAUGGAGGACCGGUGCAGAAUCCGGGCUGGGCACCAGGCUUCGGAGGGUACCAGAAUAAUGGUCUACCCGCGAUACAACAAGGGCUCAAUCCACAACCAUUGCCAGCACGAAUGGCUCCGCAACAACCUUUCGCCCAUAUGGGCCCCCCAUUCAAGCCUGUCAUGACCCUUCAUCCCACGCCUCUAAAAUCUCGCGUAGAGACGCAAAUCCCUAUAAAGAUGACACUGUUUCCAAUGCCACCUGGCAUCACUAAACUGCAUCUACCGACGCACACGAUCUCUAAGCCGAAGCUACUUGCGAAACCUACUCCUGCUAGGUCGCCGGAUACGCUGGAACUGUACACAUCUCUGGUCUGUACUAGUGCAAUGCAGAAUCCAGAGGCCAGACGGCGCGCAUUCGAGCGAGCAGCAUCUGGAGAGCUUCCUUCGACGGAGGAAGCUUCUCCAGGCGAGAGCGGAUCCGACGAGGAUGACGAAAACAAGCCUUUGAAUGGCGGAGACGUCAAAAUCUGCGUUGGAUGUAUCACAAGAGAACGGAAGCGUGCUGCACGAAAGAAGGUCAAGAAGGUAGAAGAAGAAGAAUCCUGGCACAAAGAUGAGGCAAAGCGAGUCAUUGUCUUCAACACCCACGAGGUCAAGGAAUGGCAAGCACCAACGAGCCAGCCUCCUUCAGAAGCCACUGGCGAUCGACCAGAGCCUUUUGUUCCGGAUGGUGCCAUGCAAGUAGACGCCCCCAUGCGCAUUGCGUGCUAUUGUCGGCAUCAGAACGAAAAGCUUGGGUUCCAAGUUAUCUUCACCAUCAAAGAUUACCAAGAUCGUCUAAUUGCCCAAGAGAUGACUUCUUCAAUCAUGAUCACGGACGACCACAAGACACAUAACAUGCCGGCACUCACUACGCAGACCUCGAAUGGCUCUGAUGGCCAGCUGUUCUCAGGAUCUGGAGCUUUCCAACCCGACCCUACCUUCGACAUGGCUUCGGUCCCCCCUGCCAACCUUGGAGCCUUCCGUGUAUCUCACUCAACGUCAGAUUUACAAGGAAUGCAGAAUCAAGGCAUGCCAAAUUUCAAUAUGCAGUUUUCUCAGCCACCUAGCGCCACCGCAUCUACCCUUGUUUCUCAAGCUACCUCCACAACUGCCACGCCCCGUAACAUGUCUCGACAGACAUCUCCAUCAGCUUCUUCAGGGCCAACGUCCAAAAAGAGAAAGGCUAGUGGUUCAAGCAAGGUACCUAGUGGGUUGGCUAUGACGAGACUUGAAACUGGAGACAUGGCUGUCUCACAAGGACCCCCAACUGGCUCGUUAAGUGCAAACCAUUCAACAGCCCCUUCGCCCUUUACACCAAAUCUGACUGCCUUCUCUAUUCCCGACCCACAAUAUAACCCGGCAGUCUCGACUGUCCCAAACAUUCCCCAGCAAUAUAACACUGGCCCUCCCACUCCGAACAGCAAUGACCAGGUCUUCUUCUCAAAUAACAACAGAUCUCAAUCUAUGGAGAACCUGGCCAUGCACCAGCUGUAUUCCGCUCCUGCUUCAGCGCAUCCUAGCAGAGUUCCUAGUCCAAACGGCAUGAGAAAUAAUGUGCAAGCCUACCAGCAACAAGCUCAGAUUGCUCAGGCUGUUGCUAACGGUCUUUAUGGUCUCCCAUUAAACCUCAAUCCACACAGACAGCCGACUAUUCACAAGAUGAUUCCCAAUGAAGGCCCAAAAGCUGGAGGUAUUGAAGUCACCUGUCUGGGUAGCGGCUUUUGUCAAGGUCUGGAAGUGAUGUUCGGAGAUUCUAAGGCUACUACGACAACGUACUGGGGAGAGACAUCUUUGGUUUGCCUGCUUCCACCUUCAGCUUUUGCCGGAACGGUUGCUGUCACAUUCAAGCAUCAACAUCAGCAACAGCAGAUGCAAUCAUAUCCUUCGCCUCCAGUACCUAAGAGUCAGACGUUCUUCAAGUACGUGGACGACGACGAGCAACAAAUCAUUAGGACUGCGCUGUCGGUUCUUGGACACAAAAUGACUGGUAAGAUGGAAGAUGUCCGUGAUCUUGCGAGAAGAAUCGUGGGAGAUGGACCUUCAUCAUGGGGAGGUUCAGCAGGACCAUCGCCAACUGGUGGAAACCACAAUCCGAAUGUCAAUGGUUUCAACAUGGCUGCAUUCGGUGUUGAUGUUGAAGCCACACUCCUAAAGUGCCUGGAUCUGAUCGAUCUCGAUGAUAGUCCAAGACAAGCCCGUUUGAACAUGAGAAGAGCUUCUGGACAGACCAUGCUUCACUUGGCUUGCUCCAUGGGCUUGCAUCGAUUUGUUGCGGCUCUACUGGCUCGUGGCGCUAACCCUGAACCACGAGACAAGGGCGGCUUUACCCCAAUGCAUUUCGCUGCUCUUCACAAUUACCCACAAAUUGUGAGGAGGUUGAUGUUGAGCGGUGCUGAUCCUACUAUCCGAAGUCUCCAAGGCUACACCCCGUCAGACAUGGCAACAUCUGAGGAGGUUCUCCGUGCUGCUCGUCGUAUUGAGCAUCACACAAGAACUCGCAGUGGCUCUUCUUUGAGAAGCAGGACCAGCAGCGCGACAUCGCUUCGAUCUGUUUGGGAACCUGCAUCACCACCUGCACCCGUGGACUUGGGUGAGGAUAGCGAUGAUGAUGACAAUGAGUAUGAGGAUGAGGAUGCAGAUGCGGCGCACGAUGGAGCAUUCUGGAUGAAGUCACGACGUCCAAGUGCCCCACUCACUGCUUUGCACGAAGUACCAACAGUCAACGAUCCAGUCAUGGAAUUACCGGGAGUCAUACCAGGAGGACUUGCAUCACCUGCCGCAGCAAUGUCCGCAUUCCGCGAUCACAUUGCAGCUCAAGUCCAGCAAUUCCAACAAACGAUGCAUCUUAACCUUCCAAACCUGCCUCAGAUGCCCCGAUUCGACAUGAUGAAUCUUCCUGGUAAUGCGUACCUCCAGACCACUCCUAUGGUUCGCAGGAUAAGCAAUCUGGUAGGCACCAACACGAAUCGUCCAGACAGUGCGGAUGGUCCAAAAGAACAAGAUUACCGUUGGUGGGAUCUGUUCUCCGGUACUGUUCCAGCUGCGCCGCCUGCUUAUGAGGAUAUCUUCCCUCAAGAAGAGGUUGACAAGAAACAUGCGUUGGCGAUCCAAGCAGCAGCUGAUACAGUAGCCGACAACAAAUGCACUGAGAUAUUCGACCAAGCUGAGAGCUCGACUAUGGCACAGAGCCGAAGUGAGAAGCUCGAAAUAGUCCGCAUUGGCCAGAAGAAUGUUGUCACCCGGGAACAACAAGAUCAACUACGCGCUAAGCAUGCAGAAAAGGUCAAGAGACUUAGCCGGGACAGGAAUCUCUUUUUUAUCUGGAUACCAACUCUCGUUCUCAUUGUCCUCGCUAUGCUUUACAACCGGGUUCCUCAAGCCUGGAGCGGCGCUUCGCAAUUCAUUGAGUCAAUUCGCAACCGUCAGAACGUACCUCGCGGACGAAUCGUCGAGGAAUUAUAAUGACAUCUGACUUUCACAUGCUUUUGUCGUUUUCCGGUGCAUGAGCGGAGUUACCUUUUCACAAGAGGUAUCCUACUACUACGUACCAUACCUACACAUUUUAGUGCGCGGAAAAAUUUGACGCCUGGUUCUCAGUUGGAUAGAGACAGGCAGGAGCUUAAUGACGGACCGACCCGGACCUACAUCACGAAUUUCAUUACCUUUGUCUACCUACCUAGCAUUGCUUAUAUUCGCUUCUUCUCUGGCACUCGCUUGCUUGCCCGUCUGCUUGCAAAUCAUUCCCCAUUGCGAGAAUGGAUACUACUCGGUUGCUCGCCUGCCUCUCGCUUAUGUCGCGCUGGUUUUUCAUCUACUUGCUUGGGAUGGCUUAUCUAUCUAUUUUGCUGGGAUUUUGUCUGGAGGGAUGGCUGGAUGGCUGGCUGGGUGGAUCGAGCGAGCACUGCUGGGAACUGACGGAAAUUUGUUCGGGAUGGACGAAACUUGGGAGGCGCGUGCGGAGCGAUAAGAAUGGCUUUUUGUUUGCCUGCUUACUGACUGAUUUUUACUUCUGUUUUCGAGGUGAUGUUUUGAUUCGGCGGUGUUUAUUUGAGCGUGCUUGUGAGUGAGGAGAUUGAUUGAUGAUGGAUGAUGAUGCAGAUGGAGAUGGAGAUUUCGAGAUGAAGUUCGAUUUCUCGUGUACGGAGAGUUAUUAUUAUAGGGUGGUAUAUAGCUGAAAUGCUAGCUACAGAUGAAUGAUUGGCCUAGAUUAAGCAAUUUGACUAAAA
Molecule: messenger RNA, 5501 nt
Organism: Cadophora gregata
Lineage: Eukaryota; Fungi; Ascomycota; Leotiomycetes; Helotiales; Ploettnerulaceae
Exons: 3
Coding region: 400-4737 (1445 amino acids)
Molecular function (GO): protein binding
Source: RefSeq, a predicted model, not a curated record